Pyrus x bretschneideri (Chinese white pear) is the source of this 3746-nucleotide messenger RNA. RefSeq lists its product as uncharacterized. The record is from RefSeq and is a predicted model, not a curated record. The transcript has 5 exons. NCBI's taxonomy places the organism in Eukaryota, Viridiplantae, Streptophyta, Magnoliopsida, Rosales, Rosaceae. Bases 127 to 3474 code for a protein of 1115 amino acids.
UACCCACCUUCCUGUUAAUAUACACAGACCGACUGUUGCCGCCAUUGAAAUACCUACGAAGAACCAUUGGAAUGUGGGUCUCCUGUGUUUUUAUUUGUAAGUCAUAGGAAGUUACCAGGUCGAUCAAUGAGGAAGGAGAACUUGAGUUUGGUCUCCCAUACGGCGGAGGCCACGGUGUUCGUCGACACCAGCCUCGGCACCCACAUCGCCGUCACCAUCGACCCCAACGACACCGUUUCUGCACUCAAAAGGAAAAUAGAACAUGAACAUCUAUUGUGCUUUACUAGGGCGGGAAAAAUCGAAGUUGAAGCUCUAAAGGUAAAACGCAAAGGAUUCUUUUAUCACCUAUCAGAUUCCAUGGUUGUUAGAAAUGCUUUCAGGGUCAACAAUAACUGGUUUGUUUCUGCCGAUGCUAAAGAUGUUCCGGGGAAAAGAUUGUCCAAUUUUAAUGAUUCAAUGCCAUUGCUACUUGAGGGGAACAAGCGUGCAGAAGAGAAAGUUAAUAUUGCUGACCAGGCUGGUUCAGUUGAUUCUGCUAGAGAAACUUCAAAACAAUUGGAGAUAGGGUUCAAGAGUUCUGGUAUUGAUCAUUGUGCAACUUCAUCUGAUGAGACGGGGAAUCGGCUGGAACCUGAAAUACAGGAGGACCACAGCCUACGUAGCAAGGGGUACAGAGUUCCCAAAACACAAGAUUGCAGGGAAGAUGGCUCGAGGAAAGAAAUUGAUGUCCAAUGCGACGUCUCUUCAGAAAAAGCUCUGCCUGCUGAAAAGAAAAGACAACGCAAGACUAAGCAGAGAAAUGAAAAACCAGUUCAGUUAAAAGAAGACGGUGCUUCAGUUCUUGGAUUUGGUAAAGAACAGUCGCAGGCAGAUAUUAUACCACCUGAAAAUUCAUUAGGCAAUCAGAGUAGAGAUGUUCUAUGUGACGUGACUAUUGGAAAGAAAACUACUACCGCUAAAGAUGUUUCACAUGAUAUGGCAGCUGGAAACAAAAACACUACAGAAGAACCUUGCAGGAGUUCGGCUUCUAGUAUGGAUAACAGGUCACAUUCUGGAAUUCAUAUGACAAAUGAUGCGUACAAGGGCACUGAAGUUCUUGGAAAACACAUCGGGAGCAGGGAGACUACAUCUAAGCAUGGCAGUCUUGUGGUCUCCAAUAUAGCAGUGGAAGAUGCUUCACAAUCUCAGCCUGCUGCAAAGAAAAAGCGGAAGUUUGAAAACAUAUCUGGUCUUGAGGAUUCACUGAAAGAAAAUGAUAACGUGACUUCCAAGUCAGCAAUUGCAUCUGAAUUCUCUUUAAGGGACACACAGAAAAGUGCAAGUGCUAUCUUGUAUGGUUCAACUGCUGAAUCUACGGAGAAGAAGAAGAAAAAGAGAAAGAUUUCACCAAAUUCUAUUCAUGAAGUAGUCGCUGCAGCUCCUUCCGGAAGAGAUGUUUUACCAGAGAGAUCUGCUGUUGCUGCUUCAGGAAGUAAUGAUAAAAAUUCAGGUGUAGAAGACAAUGCUGCUUCUAUUAAUGAACAAGGUAUACAAGCGUUAACGCCACCUAAACUCAAUGGAAUCUCUCAGAAGGGAUCUUUUAUAGAUGUUAAUAAUACCGCCGAUGCUGGUAAUGUGGAAAACAAAAGUGGUGAGGCUGAAGAAGGAUUGUACAACCGUCCUCCCUCUGUUUUCAAAGUUCCCAGUGAAGGUGUGAUUGAUUGCGUAGAAGGAGUCGGAGAGGAGAGAGAAUCAUUACAGAGAAAGGAUUCUGAAUUGGUGACGUCUGAAAAGACACAGUUGCCUGGUCAGGAUAAGAGAGAUAGGAAUGAUACGGAAGUCAUUGUGAAAUCUCAAUUGUUGGAUGCAAAUGGAAUGGUCACCCCUAAUAACACUAGUAAGAAGAAAAAGAAGACCAGAAAAACCAAGGGAUCCAUAGGAGAAACUUUGGUUGAAUCAGGUGCAGGACACAUUAAAGGUUCUGAGAAUGGAAUUUCGUUGGAUGAACCUCAUGAAGCUGUACAUGGUGAACAUGGUAGUGAUAAAGCUAAGGAGGAGGAAAGUAAUGUUUCUAAGAAAAAUGGGAUAGACGUAUCAGAAAAAGAAACGGAGAGUUCUCAUAUCGUUGCGAAAACCGAUAACCUUGAUCGCAGUGAGGUGGGGAACCUGGAGCAAAAUGGCAAACCUCAAGAAAAUGCAGAAAGUAUGGAGCAGAACGUCAAAAAGAAAUCUAAGAGGAAAAAGAGUACCAUGACAAAAGAAAUCCCAAAUUUGAAAGCUGAAGUGCAAAAAGUCGGUCACCAGGUUCCAACACCGACAACUGAUAUGUUGGACAAAACAAGUCCCAUUGAACAAUCAAAUGUGAAAGCUGUGGAAUCUGGUAAGGGUUAUGGCAUGGAAACUGAUUCGGUCUCUGCUCGGUCAAAAUCCAAGCGUAUUGAGCCUACUAAAGCUCCUUCUCAUGCACUAGAACACACUAGCAUAAGUUUUGGGAACCCUUCUGAAAAUGGAUGCUCUAACGAGGCUGAUAAGAACAUGGAAGUUUCUUGUGAAGGCAAUAAGGACAACUUUGACAACCAUCAGGUGCCUGGCCUAGGCCAGCAUGAAGUUGCUACCUCUAAAGAAGUGCACGCUGAGGUGACUAGAACAAACAGAGCAGAUGAUAAACCGAAAAAGAAGCGAAGAAAGCUUGAUGUACAAAGUGGUCCCUCGCCUGAUCUGCAAGGUUCGCUCAAGUCUAUGGAGAACCAAGGGAUCGAUGGAAGGUCUGAAGCUGGAAACUCUAGCUCCAUACAGCCACAAGGAUCAUCAUCCAAGGGUGACGAUGGAAAAAUGUUUUCGAAGAAAGUUCCUAAAACUGGGACCAAAGCCCCAACACCGGAUAAGUCUGAUAAGAUGAAUUCCAUUUCUAAAGCAGCCCGAAAUCACAGUGGUGCUAACAUUUCUGGUAUUGAUACUCGUAUAGGGAAAAAGAAUGAUUCUUCAGCUGUAUUGAAUUCUAAAUUGGAAAAAGCAAACAAUAAACCUCACCAACAUAAAAUGGAUAACAAGUCUCAAUCAGGUGUGAACCGAAAUCGUGUGGCCAGUCGAAAACCUUAUGGUAUCGAUUAUGGGGAAGUUGUAAACAGCCCAGAAAAGAGAAAGAUCUUAGCUACACCAAGGAAAAUUUUCAAGGAUGAUGACAGUAGUGGGAGUUCUGAAGAUGAAGGUAAAGAUGAACUUUCAAAGGCCAGCACCCAAACUCCAUCAGAUUAUUCGUCAUCUGGCUAUUCAGAUGGGGAAAGCAAUGCAGAUAUGAGCACGCCAAGAACCGGAAAGGCUGGUGGGAGAAGCGUGAUAAAAUCCUGCACUUCCGGCAUAAAGGACAUGAAUUGGGAUGAAUUGGCCAAAAGUUCAAGCACAUUCAAGAAGGCAAAACUUACAGCGUCUCAGUCACAACCGGAGGAGGACAGCGAGCCCAUUGAAUCCGUUCCCGACAGUCAGCCUGUAUCAUAGUCAUUGAACCGUCGCCAAUGUUUUCGCAUUCUCUCCGAGGCCUUGAGAUUAUUUUUGUUUUCUGUUUUUACGUUUAGUUUGUCUCCCCUCCUUUGGAACCCUUUCAGCUGCAUCGUAUCUGUGCAGCAGUUUUGUCACGAAUCAAAAGGGUCCUAGUGCGUGUAGAAUCUGUAGAUUGCUUCCUUUUUCGCCCCUUUUUUUUUCCCCGCACUGUAUAAUUAAGGCAUGUUUAUGGAUUAUUUAAGGUUGCAAUUAAAGUGGAUUUUGUAGGA